Effrenium voratum is the source of this 750-nucleotide messenger RNA. The record is from the annotation of a GenBank genome assembly. NCBI's taxonomy places the organism in Eukaryota, Dinophyceae, Suessiales, Symbiodiniaceae.
AUGCGGUGGGCCUUUGGCCUCGCAUGCCUCACCCUAUCGCUGGUGCUGAAAGGCUGCCGUGUGACAGAGAACAUCGAGGCUACCAUCAACGGCCCCAAGCGCCUGGGCUCCUUCCUGGCGAUCGGGGACUGGGGCUGGGACAGCGAGUCCCACGGCAACUUGGGCAGCAAGCACUGCCAGCAGCUGGUGGCGGAUGCCAUGCACCGGGAGCUGCAGAACCUGGGGGACGUGCGCUUCGUCAUCAACGUGGGGGACUCUUUCUACCCCGACGGGGUGCGCAACAAGAGCGACCCGCAGUGGGAGGAGAAGUGGCGUCAGAUCUAUUCGCCCGAGGUACGGGGCGUGCCUUGGUACAGCGUCUAUGGCAACCACGACUACCACGCGGACCCCUGCGCCUGCAGCGACGAUUUGGAGCACUGCGCGCAGAUCAACGGCGACAUCACGGAUCUAAACUUCUUCUUCAUGCCUGACUUCUCCUGGUUCAAGGAGCAUUCAGACUUGGACACUGAGGUCAUCGCCCUGGACACGAAUUACUACAACUGGCUGAACCUGACCUGCCCACAUACCGACUGCCCGGACUUGUGCAGGGCGAACCUGCGGCGCCGCGGGGAGGCGGCCCUGGAGCUGUUUUUCCGGCGAGUGGAGAGGAGCCAGGCCUCCAACCUGGUGGUGCCUCGAUUGCACUCGGAAACACAGCGAGAGCGGGCGAGCGAGAAGCCACAAGGGUCCUGCCGCUUGCGGCAGUUGUGA